AUGGAACAGCGCGUGGUUGAGUAUCGCUUUACAAACAACACUUUGGAGAAGAAGCAUAUGCUAAAGAGUUCAAUACUUCCCUGCUCUUGCAUUGAAAGUUUCCAGUUUGGUUUUUUAUAUCACAAAGACUUCAGAGAAAAGAACAGUUAUUUCCAAACAUCUUCUCAUUUUUACAAACAAAUUAGAUUCCCGGUGAUUGAAGACGAAUGCCGGGCCGGUAUUCGGUUGGGAUACCCUGAGGUUCCUUCUGGUUUCACUGGCCGAAUGGAGUUCAACGAACUUGGACGCCGACAAAAUAUGAACAUAACAGUCUGGGAAAUCGACAAGGACGGAUUUAGCGAGUUUGGAUACUACAAUGAAAAGGAUGAACUCGUUGUCACCAAAAAGUUUGCAAUGACCCAAGCGCAAAUUCAAAAGGAACUUAAGGGGCAGACGCUGCGUGUGUCAACAAUCGAAGUAAGUAAAAAAAAUUUACCUCCAGCUUCCAGUUAUCUUGUUUAA
This is a messenger RNA of Dibothriocephalus latus, 501 nucleotides long. NCBI's taxonomy places the organism in Eukaryota, Metazoa, Platyhelminthes, Cestoda, Diphyllobothriidea, Diphyllobothriidae. The record is from the annotation of a GenBank genome assembly.